Messenger RNA from Oncorhynchus masou masou (cherry salmon), 4861 nucleotides. Its product is annotated as NADP-dependent malic enzyme-like. Bases 146 to 1990 code for a protein of 614 amino acids. Lineage: Eukaryota; Metazoa; Chordata; Actinopteri; Salmoniformes; Salmonidae. The record is from RefSeq and is a predicted model, not a curated record. Gene Ontology annotation, biological process: malate metabolic process; pyruvate metabolic process. The transcript is spliced from 15 exons. Gene Ontology annotation, cellular component: mitochondrion. Gene Ontology annotation, molecular function: NAD binding; malate dehydrogenase (decarboxylating) (NADP+) activity.
GUAUCAGCUGUUUGGACCAUUCUACUCACAUCCACUGAUAAAAACGUCAGCGACGAAGAGAGACGGUCUGCUACCUCAACCCGAAAAGGAUUGAGAUUUUUUCAGAUUGGAACUCGAGUGCAGCGUCAAGCCGUAUUCAGGAAAUAUGAAUUCCCUACCGGGAAGGAGUGUGUCACUAUGCAGAAUCACCACAGUGGGCGCUAUGAGGGUCCUCGUGGGUGCACCAGGUCACCCUGUCACGAUGGCCCGUGCGACUUGCCUUGAGGCCGUCAGAGUGUGUCACUCGGUCUCGAGCUGCAAGGGCAGCGUCAACACCAAGAAGCGCGGUUAUGACAUUACCAGAAACCCACACCUGAACAAGGGCAUGGCCUUCACCCUGCAGGAGCGCCUGCAGCUGGGCAUCCACGGCCUGCUGCCCCCAGUCUUCCUCUCCCAGGACGUCCAGGUGCUCCGCAUCAUGAGGAGCUACGAGGGCCGCAACCCCCUCGACAAGUACAUCUUGCUGAUGACUUUGCAGGACAGGAAUGAGAAGUUGUUUUACCGCCUGCUGACGUCUGACGUAGAGGAGUUCAUGCCUAUCGUCUAUACGCCUACAGUAGGGCUGGCCUGCCAACAGUACGGACUGGCCUUCAGGAGACCACGAGGUCUCUUCAUCACCAUCCACGAUAAAGGUCACAUCGCCACCAUGCUCAACUCCUGGCCUGAGGAGAACAUCAAGGCCAUUGUGGUGACGGACGGCGAGCGUAUCCUGGGUCUGGGUGACCUGGGAAGUUACGGCAUGGGCAUCCCCGUGGGCAAACUGGCCCUGUACACAGCCUGCGGAGGAGUGCCACCCCAACAGUGUUUGCCAGUGCUGCUGGACGUGGGCACCGACAACCAGGCGCUCCUGGAAGACCCCCUGUACAUCGGUCUAAAGCACAAGAGGGUCAGAGGAAAGGAGUACGAUGAUCUCAUCGAUGAGUUCAUGCAGGCAGUUACUGACAAGUACGGGAUGAACUGUCUGAUCCAGUUUGAGGAUUUUGCCAACUCCAACGCCUUCCGCCUCCUCAACAAGUACCGCAACCACUACUGCACCUUCAAUGAUGACAUCCAAGGGACAGCCUCAGUAGCAGUAGCUGGAGUAUUGGCUGCUCUGAAGAUCACCAAGAACAAACUGUCAGACCACACCUUUGUGUUCCAGGGAGCAGGGGAGGCUGCACUGGGCAUCGCCCACCUGCUGAUCAUGGCCAUGGCGAAGGAGGGAGUGUCCGGCACAGACGCCGCAAAAAAGAUCUGGAUGGUCGACUCCAGGGGCCUCAUCGUCAAGGGCAGAGGAAACCUGAACCAUGAGAAGGAGGAGUUUGCCCAUGACCACGCCCACAUCAAGACUCUGGAGGAGGUGGUGCACACCAUCAAGCCCACUGCCAUCAUCGGAGUGGCAGCCAUCGCAGGGGCGUUUAAUGAAAACAUUAUCAAGGACAUGGCGUCCUUCAACGAGAGGCCCAUCAUCUUCGCCCUGAGUAACCCCACCAGCAAGGCAGAGUGCACCGCCGAGCACUGCUACCAACUCACCGAGGGGCGGGGCAUCUUUGCGAGUGGCAGCCCUUUUAGUAAAGUGACCCUGGCUGAUGGGCGCUCCUUCAUCCCCGGCCAGGGGAACAACGCCUACGUGUUCCCUGGCGUGGCGCUUGGCGUCAUCGCCUGCGGGGUACGCCAAAUCUCUGACGACAUCUUCCUCACCACAGCGGAGGCGAUAGCUGACAUGGUAACAGAGGAGCACCUAGCCGAAGGGAGACUCUACCCUCCCCUCAACAGCAUCAGAGAGGUGUCCUUUAAGAUUGCUGUCAAGGUGGUGGACUAUGCGUACAGACACAACAUCGCCUCCCUGUACCCGGAGCCCAAGGACAAGGAGGCGUUUGUGCUCUCCCACGUCUACAGCCCAGACUACGACUCCUUCAUACAGGACACCUACAACUGGCCCCAGGACGCCAUGAAAGUCCAGAACAUGUGAACUCCAUCUCCCGUCAGCCACCUCUAUCUCUGUUGUUCGAUCCCUGUCAGUACAGCAGAAGGGAGCCACAUAUAAGAAAACGCGCCACCGUCUCUUCUCUCCAGCACUCGCAUAUUUUCAACAAUUAUCACUCAACCCCGUUCUGAAGUUAGGUCAUCAAUACGAGACACUCCUUUGCCCCUAGACACUCCCCAGUGCCCAUAGAAAUGUACGUCGUAGUUGGAGAUGACCAAUGCUUAGCCAGCACAGAGAUCCUUUGAGGGGUAGUUUUGAAGGUUCAUUAUUUUGAAGCCUCCUUUGUCUUUUGUAAUUUUUUUGUUUGUCAUAUCGACAACAGUGUAUCCAUACAGUCAUACUGCCAGGUUAUAGUGCCACAUCAUUUCAUGUAUAAAUUGAGGCAACCCUCAAACUGUUUUAUACAUUCUAUUUCUAUGUUCCUAUAUUCUAAUCUGGAGACAGACUAUUGACAUCACCACAACACCAUGUUAUUCUAUCUGUGUCCUGUGUCACCAAGGCCUUAAUAACACACUCUAUUGAGCUUUAUAGGCCUGGUCCAGUCUGUGUGGUCUAGCUUCAAUAACUAACACGCUAAACUCUAAAAUAAAUUCCAUAGAAGUAUUACAAAAGGCUAGGUCUCUCAGGCAUCUAUUGUAGGGUACAUCUCAGGAGUCUUAUCUGGCUUUCUUCCCUUGACUCCUUUACUUCACCUUUAUGGCAUCUGCAAAAGUGGACAUUUGAAAGCAAAUUCCCAUUAGGCAUUCACCAUAUCGCCUUCACCUGUCCAUUGUUUUUGAAUCAGUCAGGCAGGAUAAAAGGAGAUGGGGGACGAGGACUCCAGUUUUAGACUAUUAAGAUGGGUCCCUUCUCCGGACAUGAACGCACAAACCCUGAUAGUGCCUGCCUCUGUUUGACCUUCUGACCUCACAAUGUUAUAUCCUGCAGAGUCUUGUCUUUGGUUGGAGGAUUCUAUCAGAUAUUAGUAAGGAAUGAUAUGUACAAGCCAGUUCACACUGUUCAGUACCUCCUCAUUCAUUUUCAAGCGUAACUCCAUUAUAUUUUUAAGUGGCAUCUUGCUACCUGUCGUCACUGCAUACUCUAGGCUACACUCCUGCCAAAGACUGGGUUAGGACAGGGCGAGAUAGACAAUCUAUAGCACUUCAAGCCUUGUAAGGUAACACAAGCAUGCAUAUGAAAUGGCUUGAUCAUCUUGUCGCAUGGCAGCGAUUGGUUAGAUUGCUUGGCAGCAGGAUGCAUCAUGGGACUGUCUUUUUUACCCAGGUUGCACUGGGCGUAACCCACUUGCUGAUAAUGGCCAUGGCACCACGAAUGCAGCAAAUACCAAAAAAAUAUAAGGUUAUAAGGGAUAUUUUAUUUUAAAAAAUAUAUAAAUUAGGACUUUUAAUUUAUUUUCAAAAACACUCCCUGUUCAUCUUAUAUUUUUCCUCUAGACUUUGUCACUGAUGGCCUGUUGAUACGCAGGAGAGGAUUAACAAGGUGCAUAGCUACAUGGUUUUAGCCCCGAUGUCACUACCAGUAGGAACUGACUUCAGGUCUGUGAGGUGCAUAAUGUUUAUGUGCAGAGAGGAAUCUUUGGCAAGCACAGUGAUUAGAUAUAUGAUUGCCUCUUUAAGUAUGUUUUUUUAUAUAUAAUGGAGGGGUUGCUUAUUUGAGUGUUGUUUUGUAUAAAGCUUUGCCUGUUUUGGGUUUAGAUGUUUUUGCCAAAGGUAAUAACAGAAACGGGGUGAAUCGUAUCUUUCCUUUUCCCCCAGAGAAUAUAAUGCUCUGCUUAGGAGUGAUGCACUACGAAAGGAAUUAUAUUUCAGUUUUUUAAGGAAAGACUAAAUGUUUUUGAAGGGAAUAAAAUUCACUUUUAGGUGAAUAUUGUAAACAAAACUACUGUUUUAUUGAUGAUUUAACACUGAUUUUGCUUGUGUGUGUUGUGUGUGUGUUGAUGUCUACUAGUAUGUGCGGGUUAACUCAUAACCCGCAGGUUUAGGGUCAUGAAAUAUUGUGGAUGAAGGGCAGGGGGUGGGUGGUAGGCAGGUUGAGUAGAGGGAAAACAAUACUUUAAAUCCAAUCCAUAUAUCAUUUUUGUGCAAUUUAGUGAACAAAAAUAUAAAGGUGUUGGGGUAGGUUCCUUGUUCCUUGUCAAUCAUUGGCUUAUUGGUGAAAUCAGCAAUCAGACUAUCUUUGAGUAAAUCAAUCAAACCUUUAUUAAUGCAAUUGCAGACAGAAGUUGACAAGGGAAACACAGCACGCAUGUUUCAGAGUAAGAAUAAAAAAGGUAAAAGUUGCUUUAAUAUGCUUGCGGUCAACCCAUAGUGAUGUAACUGCCUACAUUAACACCUACUACUCAUGAGACCAAGCCCAUGCAUAUACAGUUAUACAAACUUGCAGGAGAGAAUAAUAGUUCCAGUGUUUUCUAAGGGCUCAGCAGUAAUUUUCCAUUCCCGUGUGGCUUACAGUGGUGUGUCUGUCUUGUCUCUUAUCUAUUUAUUCCCCUGCAGGGGUCUGUGUCUAUGUAUCUCUUUUAGCUUUGAGGCACUUUCUCACAGACACCCUGUUUUGACCGCUAUGGCUCACACAUCUGCUCAGAACGUUUCUAUAAGAGGCAGAGACCAGAAAAGAACUGUGGAACAGUAUUAAACCUUAUAAUGCAUAUAUUGCUAAUCUGUGGUUCAGGACCCUAUAAAUGUAGUAGGGGAGGGUCUUAUAGCCCUUCUAUUAAUACAACAUAAGCAUAAUUAUUAUAAUACAUCAAUCAUUUGGUGCAGCCCCUCUCAUGACCCCAAGGUGACCCCCAUCAAAGGCAAUAUGUAAAGUGUUGGUCCCAUGUUUCUUUAGCUGAAAUAAAGGAUCCUUGAAAUGUUC